Molecule: messenger RNA, 1119 nt
Organism: Capsella rubella
Lineage: Eukaryota; Viridiplantae; Streptophyta; Magnoliopsida; Brassicales; Brassicaceae
Product: peroxidase N
Exons: 4
Coding region: 25-1014 (329 amino acids)
Biological process (GO): hydrogen peroxide catabolic process; response to oxidative stress
Molecular function (GO): heme binding; peroxidase activity
Source: RefSeq, a predicted model, not a curated record
UUAAACAAGCCAUCUAGCUAGACAAUGAAAACACAAACGUCCAAGGUGAUGGGAGGACAUGUCUUGCUUACUGUUUUCACUCUAUUUAUGCUUUGUUCAGGGGUUAGGGCACAGCUAAAUCCUGACAUAUAUGCUAAAUCAUGCCCCUCUCUUGUACAAAUUGUCCGUAACCAAGUUAGUAUCGCCAUGAAUGCCGAAAAAAGGAUUGCUGCUUCUCUCAUUCGUCUUCAUUUCCACGACUGUUUUGUUAAUGGGUGUGAUGCGUCUAUAUUGUUGGAUGGAACCGAUAGUGAGAAACUCGCGAUCCCAAACGUGAACUCUGUGAGAGGAUUUGAAGUAAUUGAUACUAUCAAAGCCGCUGUGGAAAAGGCAUGUCCUGGUGUUGUUUCUUGUGCUGAUAUCCUUACUUUGGCCGCUCGUGACUCGGUUUGCUUGAGUGGAGGGCCAAGGUGGAGAGUGGCAUUAGGAAGAAAAGAUGGAUUGGUAGCAAAUCAGAACAGUGCAAACAAUCUCCCAUCUCCUUUUGAACCUUUAGACUCUAUCAUUGCCAAGUUUGUAGCCGUAGGCCUUAACACCACCGACGUCGUAGCCUUAUCAGGAGCUCACACCUUUGGACAAGCAAAGUGUGAUCUCUUCAGCAACCGUCUGUUCAACUUCACAGGCGCGGGAACCCCGGACGUAACACUUGAGACAUCACUGUUGUCUAAUCUAAGAUCAGUUUGUCCCGUGGGAGGUAAUGGAAACAUAACAGCUCCUUUUGACCCGAACUCUGUGGACGCCUUCGACAACAACUAUUUCAAGAACCUACUCCAAGGGAAAGGUCUUUUAAGCUCUGAUCAGAUUCUGUUCUCGAGUGACUUGGCCGUGAACACCACAAAGAGUCUAGUGGAGGCUUAUAGUCGGAGCCAGUACUUGUUUUUCAGGGACUUCACUUGUUCGAUGAUCAGAAUGGGGAAUAUUGCGAAUGGAGCUAGUGGGGAGGUUAGAAGAAACUGCAGGGUUAUCAAUAAUUAAUUAUGUUUAUGUGUGUGUCGUUUUCUAUUUUAUGUAAUAAUGUUAAUCAAUAGUAUUCCUCGUGUGUAUCAGAAUGAUCGCGUGUGUAAUAAUAAGAAUUUAUGU